Messenger RNA from Rhizoctonia solani, 528 nucleotides. RefSeq names its product AMP deaminase. Lineage: Eukaryota; Fungi; Basidiomycota; Agaricomycetes; Cantharellales; Ceratobasidiaceae. Bases 1 to 528 code for a protein of 175 amino acids. The record is from RefSeq and is a predicted model, not a curated record. The transcript is spliced from 2 exons.
AUGGGCGGUAUUAGAACAAGUAGGCCCGUUGCUGCAUCCGAUAAUGCCACAUCUCCCCCGGGAGCUUUGGACCCCGUAGCAGCUGAUCCACACCCCGCCUUGAAGUGGGCCUAUAUCAUCACUUCUCCCUUCCGCAGCCAUAUUGGCGUCGCUCUACAAUACCUUAUUCCAAUGCCUGUUCCACCCGACGUCCCCACCCCCAACCCACGGCGGCGCAGACGAGGAGCAACCGCCGCGGUCGUCGCAGCCCCAGUCCAGCAUGUGAUAAUGCCAGUAGCCGUUACAACAAUUCCUGACCAAUGCCAACGCCGCCUCACCAUUUUACUUUGCUCGCCGCCGGCAAUCGUCUGGGUGUCAACUUUAAUUGGAUCAAUCAUCCUGGCUCCGCCGGUUGUACCUGUCGAUCCAACACAUGUUUCUGCCAACGCCGCGAUUGGAGACCCCGAGUUCUGUGUAGUGCACGCUGGUUUAAAGCUCGUUGAAGUUGUUUGCAACGCGAGUUACGAACUCCCUGGUUCUGGCCUCUAG